Sinocyclocheilus rhinocerous is the source of this 919-nucleotide messenger RNA. RefSeq names its product tumor necrosis factor receptor superfamily member 5-like. The coding region runs from base 260 to 919 and encodes 219 amino acids. Gene Ontology annotation, cellular component: external side of plasma membrane. Gene Ontology annotation, molecular function: protein binding. NCBI's taxonomy places the organism in Eukaryota, Metazoa, Chordata, Actinopteri, Cypriniformes, Cyprinidae. The transcript has 5 exons. The record is from RefSeq and is a predicted model, not a curated record. Gene Ontology annotation, biological process: positive regulation of peptidyl-tyrosine phosphorylation; negative regulation of alpha-beta T cell proliferation; positive regulation of cytokine production involved in immune response.
UUAUAGGCAUUUUGUAAAUUGUCAUUCCCCUUGUCUUAAGGAGUUGGCAUGCCACCUGCUGGUGCAUUAAUGUAUAAAAUAAUGAGUCAAUGCAUAAUUGGUGUUUAGUUUUGAGGCCCAUACAUUUUAGUAAAAUGGAUUUAAAAGUGUCUGGCACAAUUUAUUUCUGUCUAUUUUUCUGAAAGCCAUCUAACACAAAUCUCUUUUUCAGCUCCAUGAAAAUGACUACCUCUGCAGAUGAUUUAUUUAGUUCCCAGAUAUGUGUAUAUUCUAUAGUCUAUCAAAAUUGCUUCCCCUCCUCUUCGUGAGGAUUGUGCUUUGUGUGGCUGCAUGCAAUAAUGCAGAAUAUGAAAUUGAUGGAGAGUGUUGCCCGAUGUGUGAUCCAGGAGAGCGAGUUCAUAAACAUUGUGAUAAGUACACAAGCACAACAUGUGAUUCAUGCCUCGUGAUGACUUACACUGAUGCUCCUAAUGGAUUUACAGAAUGUCUGCCCUGUUCUGUCUGUGAUACAAGUAAUGAUGGGCUGAGAGUAAAGCAGAUAUGUACAUUAAUAUCAGAUACAGUGUGUGAACCUCUGCCAGGUUAUUACUGUAUAGACUUGCUCUCCAACUGUAAAAGGGCCAUGAAACAUUCAUCCUGCUCACCUGGACAAUACAUCAACCAAACCGGAACAGAGUUCAGAGAUACAGUGUGUGAUUACUGUCCUGCUGGUUCAUAUUCAAAUGGUACAUUCUGCAAAUUGCAUACAAACUGUGCAUCUCUUGACAAAAUAACAAUCAAGGAAGGAACAGAUAAGACUGAUGCUGAGUGCAGUAACAGAGCACCUUCUUAUUUACUGCCACUGAUUCUGUGUGUGUGUGGAGUGUGUUCGCUGUCGCUUAUUGUCAUAAUUGUAAUUAUUGUAAAGAAAAAAAAUUAA